Molecule: messenger RNA, 2398 nt
Organism: Hyla sarda
Lineage: Eukaryota; Metazoa; Chordata; Amphibia; Anura; Hylidae
Gene: PITPNA
Product: phosphatidylinositol transfer protein alpha
Exons: 12
Coding region: 16-939 (307 amino acids)
Biological process (GO): phospholipid transport
Cellular component (GO): cytoplasm
Molecular function (GO): phosphatidylinositol binding; phosphatidylcholine intramembrane carrier activity; phosphatidylinositol transfer activity
Source: RefSeq, a predicted model, not a curated record
UGUCAUUCCGUUCGGAUGAGCAGGUCGGCACAUUGUGAGCGCGCUCCAUACUAUUGGACCUCUCGGCUUCCUCUAGCUGUCACCAGGCGACACCAGGGUUCCACCUAUCAUCCAGAUGUUCCAGGGGAGGGGCGGGGCCUCAGCCGAGUUGUGUUGCCUGUUUCCGUGGAGGAGUACCAAGUGGGACAGCUCUACUCAGUAGCAGAAGCCAGUAAGAAUGAAACAGGAGGAGGUGAAGGUGUGGAGGUUCUUGUAAAUGAGCCUUACGAGAAGGAUGGAGAGAAGGGGCAGUACACACACAAGAUUUACCAUUUACAAAGUAAAGUACCAACAUUUGUAAGGAUGCUGGCGCCUGAAGGGGCACUAAAUAUGCACGAGAAGGCCUGGAAUGCUUACCCUUACUGCAGGACCGUAAUUACAAAUGAAUACAUGAAGGAGGACUUUUUGAUCAAGAUUGAGACAUGGCACAAGCCAGAUCUGGGUACACAAGACAAUGUGCAUAAACUAGAACCAGAUGUGUGGAAGAAUGUGGAAGUUGUGCAAAUUGAUAUAGCAGAUAGAAAUCAGGUUCUCUCUAAGGAUUAUAAACCAGAGGAGGAUCCAGCUAAAUUUAAGUCUUUGAAGACUGGACGUGGACCCCUAACUCCUGACUGGAAGAAAACACUGGCACAACGAAAAGAUGUGCCCCAUAUGUGUGCAUACAAGCUAGUGACUGUCAAGUUCAAAUGGUGGGGCUUGCAGAACAAAGUAGAAAGCUUCAUCCAAAAGCAAGAAAGGCGGUUGUUUACAAAUUUCCAUCGACAGCUUUUCUGCUGGCUGGACAGGUGGGUGGAGUUAACAAUGGAGGACAUUCGCAGGAUGGAGGAAGAAACCAAGAAAGAGCUAGAUGAGAUGAGAGAGAAAGAUCCAGUGAAAGGCAUGGUGGCAGCAGAUGACUAGCAGUGGCAUAUUCCGUUCUUCUUGAACUUAAGUGAUGGGCGGGAAUAUCCUGUACUCCGGUCCUGAUGGAUAGCUCACUUCUAGAUCAAGUCCACUACCUGUUUUUGCAAAAGAUUUUAAUCUCCCCUGUAGUUUACUCUAGGCACCCUGUAAUAUUGUGAGCUAGUAGUCCUAUAACAAGCAAACGCUAUGAUUCUCAUACCUGCGUGAUGAAGGAGCUCACUCCUCAGGUGCAUUGUGUAUAUACUGUAUUAACAAAGCCCUCUGCUCUUAUAUUUUCAUCGUCCCCAGAGAGUCUACUGAGCAACUCUUUAGGUUUUUUUUUUUAGUUUUUUUUUUUAGUUUUUUCUUAAAACUGACAUUUAAAUUAACGUCUUGUGAUGAUUGUGAAUUGCAAAUAGUUCUGUUAUACUUAUUUGACACAUGAGUUGCUAUUGGAAACAGUGAUCUUAUUUCAUGGGGUGGUCCCAGUACAGUGAGUACCACAAUCCCAAUGUACCUACAGGACAUCUGAAGCUUUGUAUGAAAUGAAGACCUCCAUAGCAGAAGUAUAUCCUCACUGUUUUGUAUUCUUAGAUUCGAUCAGUUUGUGUCACAAUUUACAAUGAUGUAAAUAAUUGCAGACCUGAUGGUUUAUGUUCUGUAAGACAAUCCAGUUCCUCGAUUUGUUCUGCUCUUAACAUUCCAAACGUUCCUGUGUUGUAACCGUGCUGCCCAACUAACCCAACUCCCAGCAUGCUCCGCAAAAAUGAUGUGGAUUCUGUAAUUAAGAUGUAUUAUCAUAACAUAUUUUCCUAAUAUAUAUAUAUAUAUAAUCAUGUAUAUACAAUGCAGGUAAAAAGGUAUCCACAUAAGUUAGCUUCUGCUUAAUAUAGAUGGGACAUGCUGGGAUUUGUGGUUGGACAAAACAUGUACUUCCACAGGCAGAAAAGUUUUUAAGCAACAGACAGUUGUGCAAUAACCCAGAUUUGUGUUGAAUUUUGCAAAGCUUUUGACUAUUUACCUUUCCAUCCCUUUCAGUAAUUGUGUCUGAAUUGUUUCCAAAACGUCUUUACUAAGUAAAUGAUGUAGAUGUUAGCCCCGAAGAGUUAGCCAGAUGCUUUAGACUUUGUAAAAAGUAGAACUGUUUGAAAAUAGUAAAGCUGAAGAAGAAACCGUAAAGUACAACUAGGGCUGGGCGGUAUACCGGUUCAUACCGAAUACCGACAUUUUUGUGCUGCACGAUAUGAAUUUUAACCCCUACCGCAAUACCGGUUGGGCCCCUCCCCCUCGGGAAUGAAUGAACGAGCCCAGUGCUGCAUUGUCCCCAGGGGAACUAAUCACAAGUCACCCGCGAGCGCUGUUCUGCCCCCCAAUUAAUUAUCAGCCCAGCGCUGUCCCCAUCGGGGUAAAUACUGACAUGUCACCCGCAUGCACUGCUCUCCUCACUCUCAUGUUUGUUGCGGCCGCCGGCACUGAC